This is a messenger RNA of Paramecium pentaurelia, 6382 nucleotides long. The record is from the annotation of a GenBank genome assembly. NCBI's taxonomy places the organism in Eukaryota, Ciliophora, Oligohymenophorea, Peniculida, Parameciidae.
AUGAAUAAUGAAGAUUUGGAGCGUAUAACAUUCUCAAAGUAAUUUCAAUCUAAUUACGUAGUUAAACAUCCAUUUAAGGAACUGCUCAUUUCAAGAGCAGACUAGGAGUAGAUAAAUUUGAAAAUAUGAAAUUGAAUAAGCAAUUAAAAAGUUAAAGCUUUAACACUUAUGGAAGUGGUACACCUAAAGCAAGGAAGGCAAAAAAAACUAAAACAAAUAUUAUAUUAAGGAAUGAAGAAAAUGUAUUUGGCAGCAGAUUUGAUAAUGAUAAUUUAUCAAGAAAGGAUAUUUCUUCUGUUAAAAUGACAUUUGGAGCCAAAUCUGAUAAAGUUAAGUAGGACAGCACUAAAUAGGUAUUUAAUAGUAUGAGUUUAGAUAAUUUAAUAAAUAAAUGAAAAAGUAUAGAAGCAAAAAUACAAGUUUGCAUAAGAGAAGAUGAAAUGCAGAACUGAAAAGACUAUUAAUAAUAGUGAUAAUUAAUUCUAUAAGAUGAAUAAAAAGUAUGAAAAAAUUAAGCAAAAAAUUGAAUAAAUUUAUUUAGUUGAUUUAUAUAAAAUAUAUGGAUAUCAAAGGUUGAAAUAUGAAUUGAAUGUAAUUUGUUAUUUAAAUAGAUUUAUCAAGAUAAUUAUAGUUUUUUGGAACUUAGAAAAAUCAUAGUCAAAUUUAUUUAUGGAAUACUCAUAAUUUUAAAUCACAUGCAAAGAACCAUAUUUUAUAAAAUAUUUAUGUCAAUUAUAAUAUUAGAAAAUUUGGUGAUUUUUGUAUCUAAAAUCUUAUCCUUAGAUGAUGAUAAGUUCUUAGUUUAUGAAAUAAGUAUAAUAAUUUUUAUAGAAAUUAGUGGUAAUAUACAUAUACAUUGCUGAUUAAGUAUUUCGAAUACUCUCAAAAGGAAUAAUAGGACAUAAACAUGCCUAUUUUAGAGUUGUUAAAAAUUGGUUUGACCUAAUUUUAACAGUCUUAUAAAUUAAUACUACCUUAAUUCGUAAUAUAGAAUCUGUUGAUUUCUCGCCAUUGAGAUUAAUUACAUUACUUUUGUAUUUGGGAGAUUUUGUGCCAGGUAUUUAUAUUUACAAAUUAGGAUUAAAAAUUAUGUUAAAAUCUCUUGGUAAAUCAUUUAAAUACUUGUUCGAAGCUUUAAUAAUUGUGAUUAUUUUUGGACUAUUUUUUGCAACCCUUGGAUAGAGUCUUUUUCAUGGUCUUAUAAAUUAUAGAUGUCUACCUAAAUAAUAUGAUUCUUUAGAUGAAUAACCAUGGAUUUCAUGUAGAAUAACAUCUUGUCCUGAUGAUUUAGUUUGUCAAUAUGUCUCAUCAGGACCUAAUAUCCCAACAUCUUUUAAUAAUAUUUUUUCAUCUUAUGCUUAAGUAUUAAGAACAAUUACAAUGGAUGAUUGGACAUGGGUCAUGUAUUUUACUCUUAAAAGUUAUGGUACUUAUAUAUGGGUUUAUUAUUUAUUGAUAAUCUUUUUUGGUGGAUUUUUUGGAUUUAAUUUAGUUAUUGCUGUCUUAAAAAUUCAUUAUAGUUAAUAAACUAAUUAAAAAUUUAAUCAAUUUGAAGAAGAUGAUUAACAUCAAAAAGAGGAGAAAUUAAAUUUAUAAAUUCUUAAAUAAAAUGGAUUGUAUCAUCCUAUUUUAUAAUAUAAAAUGUAUUUGAAAGGAGAUCAUUAAUUAUUAAAUAAAAGUUUUUGUUCAAUGGUCUCUAGUAUAUCUGAAUAGCCUCGUAUACUAUCAGGAAAACACUAUUCUAAAUAUGAAAAUAAAUAUUAAUUUUUGAAGUAAUUUUCAUUAAAGACUUUAUUACUACCUAAAUUCUUGGAUAUUAGAAAAUAUUAGAAUUUGCUUUAGGAUUUAUAUGAUAAUUUGAUGGAGAAACCUGAUAUCAAUAUGUAGUGUUUAACUCAUAAUGAAUUUACAAGAUAUUGGGCACAUGCUAAAAAUGUAGAAUAUGUUUCAAAUAGUACAUCUGAUGUUAUGUAUUUUAAAUCAGAAACCAGUUAAAAGAUGAUAGUUUAAUAGAGAGUUCUGUAAUUUAGAUAUCAUACAAAACCAAAGAAUAAAAUGAGAAACUAAAAAGAAUUCAAAGCAUUUCCAAUAUUUAAGAGUACAAGAUUAAAAGAUAAAAUAGCAUCAUUUGCUUCUAGUGGAAUUACUUUAAUGGAUAUUCAACAUCAUUAAUCUAAGGCUACUUAAUAAUAAACAAUGUCCAUCCAUCCUAAUAAUAAUUUAUUUAUUUCAACUUAAAUCAAGAAGAAUAUUAAUACAUUUAUUUUACAUAAAGAAAAAGAAAUCUAUGUUAAAAUAUAUGGAUUUUAUCAUAAUUACAAAGCAGUAUCAGAAUUAAUCAACAAGAAAAUAUAAAUUAGAAAUGCAGAUGAGAUAAAAGAUUAUGAAGAGAAAUAUUUAUAAAUAAGAAUGUCAGAAAUGCAGACUGGAAUUAUUGAAUCUAAAAACUGUUCUAUUUCUAGUGUUAUUAAUAAUUAUGAACAUAAAAAUAUUAUUAAAAAUUCGUUAAAUCAUAUAGACUAUUUAAUUUGGUUAGUAGGAAUAAGAGGGAAAAUUAUAAUUAUUAGGAAGAUAACAUUUAUGAUUAUUACAAAUAAAUUUACAAAUUUCUUUGUGGAUUGUGUAAUUUUAAUAAAUUUUUUAUGUUUAAGUUUGAUAGGCAUUAUAUCUAAUCAAUUUCUAUCAGUAAUAGAAGAUUUUACAACAAUAGUAGUUUCACUUGAACUUGUAUUAAAGUUAAUAUCUUUUUAAACAUGUAUUAAUUAUGUUUAUGAUUAUUAUAGCAAGAUUAAUUUAAAAAGACUAACUUAUUUUUGAAUCUAUAAUCAUUAUCAUUAAUUUUAGUGAAAUGUCAUUUAGAUAGAUUCUUAACUAAUAAGACAUUAUUGCAAGAUUAUUAAGAGGCACAAAGAUUCUCUUAUUUCAUAGAUGUUUAAAAUAUAUAAGAAUGGCAGUACUAAUAGGUUUGAUAGCAAAAAGAACAUUUAAAUAAUAUAUCUAUUUGACAUUUUUAAUGUUUUUAAUGAUACUUAUAUAUGGUUUAUUGGGUAUGGCUGUUUAUGCAAGUAGCUUUGAUGAAACAACAUUACUUGGACAUUUACAUUCAUAUAAAGAUCCUUUAAAAUCUUGGAUGACUGUGUUUAAUAUUAUGACAAAUGAUGAUUGGUAUGGUGUGUUAGCAUUAGGAACAUAAGUAAAUUAAAUAUUUGCAUUUAUCUAUUCAUUUUCAAUGAUUCAUUUUUUAAAUUAUAUAACUUAUGGUUUAGUGAUGGCUAUAUUAUUGGAUGGUUUUGGAGAAUAUUUGGUAGAGAUAAAGAAAGAUUAAGAUAUAAAGUUUAAAGAUGAAGUUUCUGAUAAACAUGAUUCAGAUUCAGAUGCUGAAGAGAAUGAAAAGGAAAAGGAAAAAGCAACAAAAUCACUUAAAUAAUUAUCUUAAAACCAAUAAGUUUAAAAGGAUACUCAAUAUUGGUAUCUUUUAGAAUCUAUAUGUAACAUAUUGAUAAAUAUAAAUAUAUAGAAUAAUUAGUGAAAUAGAUAAAAACAAAGAGAAGAAAGAUUUACUUAGGAAUUAAAUGUAAGGAAUCCUUAUUUUGUUUUGAUAAGUUCAAUAAAUAGAGAAUCUUGUGUGUAAAAACUAUUAGAUCAGAAAUCUUUUAUUGGAGCAGAUUAGGAUUGAAUAUAGGAUUUAUUGUUUUAAUAGCAAUAUAAACUUAUCAUGUUUAAUAUAUGGUAGUUGUAGAUUCUUUGAUUUUGAUAACUAAUCUAUUGAUAACUGUGUAGACAAUUAUGUUAAUAAUAGCAUUAGGAUUAUUUCAUGAGAAAGGAACUUAUAUAUAAGUAUAUUUAAUAAUUAUAUUUAGCACAUUUGGUAAAUCACAGACAUAAUGUAUUUAGUAUGUUAUUAUUUAUAAUUGAUAAAUACAGAAAGUAGAAUAUUACAUUUAUUUUUAUAUUUAAGAUAUUUAAGACCAUUUAAAUUAUUGUAUUCAUUUAAACCAAUAGUUAAAUUGUAUAAUUCUUUAGUAGCUGCCUUAUAUAAUAUGAGUAAUGUGUUAAUAACAUUAUUAAUAAUUUGGACAAUGUUUGCAGUUUAUGGUAUGAUAUUAUAUUAGAAUAAAUUUGGAUUCUGUGAUGAUUUAAUGUAAUUUGAUAUAAAUAAAUAAUAAUGUGAAGAUGAAGGAAGAAGAUGGAUUACAUAUUAACAUAAUUUUGAUAAUAUUACAGUUGCCUUGCCUACAUUAUUUGUGAUAUCUACAUUUGAUGGUUGGGGUGAAAUAUUAUAAGUAGCUGAAAAUUCAAGACCUUCAUAUUAAGGUCCAUCUCCAUUUGCAAAUCAAUUGCCUACAUAUAUUUAUUUAACUCUAUUCUGUUUCAUAGGUUCCAUGUUUUUUUUAAGUUUAUUUACUGGUCUAUUGUUUCUUAAUCUAAAAGCAAGCUAAUAGAAAAUAGAAUAUGAUGAUUUAACUGUCUAUUAAUAAGAGUUCAUAUAGAUUUCAUAAAAAAUUCUUAGGGAUUCACCUUCAUUUUCAUAACCUCCUAGAAAUAUCAUAAGAAGAAUAGCUUAAAAAUUAAAUAAUAAUUAAUACUUUUAAUAUCUUUCAUUUCUUAUACUAAUACCAGAUACAAUAAUUUAAAUGUCUUUUUAUUAAGAUAUGGAUGUAGAAUUGGCAGUAGAAUUAAAUAAGUAUUAUGAGAUAAUAUCAAUGUUAUUUACAUUUUGGGUUAUAGUGUAACUCUUAGAUUAUGGAUUUAAAAGAUUUAUAGAUGAUUAAUGGAGAAAAUUCUAUUCAUUGAUAGUUAUAAUUUCAAUAUUUGAAUUGAUUGCAACACAAAAAUAUGAUUUAUUUAGAAUUUAAUUUACAUCUACAAUGUUUACUGAGAAUUAUCAGAUUAUUAGAUUAUUAUUUGCUUUAAGGAAUCUUAGAAUCUUAAUAUUAUUUAAGGGAUUUGAUGAUCUCUAAAGAUUAAUUAGAGUAAUGAUAUUCUCAUUUCCAUUUUUGGGAAAGAUAUUAUUUAUUUUGGUAGUAACAACAUUGUCUUAUGCUUUAUUAGGAUGUUAAUUAUUUGGACAUAUUGAUAAAGGAAUUAUAAUAGAUUCUUAGAUUAAUUUUUCAACUUUUACAAGUUCUCUUUUGACCUUAUUAAAGUGUGGAUCUUGUGAUAAUUUUAGAAAUAUAAUGGCUGAUACAAUGAUUCAUAAUAUUUACUGUUAUGAUGAUCCUCGAUAUUGUGGAUCAUAAUUUGCAUAAAUUUACUUCAUUUCCUUUGUUUUCAUUUCUAAUUAUGUAUUAUUAAAUUUAUUUGUUUUGGGAUUGAUUGAAUAAUUUGAGAAAUUCUUUUAAUCAGAAAAUUCAAUACUUUAAGUAUAUAUCGAAUCAAUUGAUAAAAUAAAAACUGUUUGGUGUAAAUACUCAUACCAAAGACAUGGAAAAGCUAUGCAUUAUUUAUAGAUUUGUAAAUUUCUUUUAGAAAUUGGUUAACCAUUCACACAUGUUAAAGAUAAUAUUUGGGAUGCAGCACGUUUGGCUGGAUACUUAAAAAUUAGAACUGAUGAUAGAGGCUAUAUUUAAUUUAAUUCUUUAAUAUAUGAAAUAUUUAGAAGAACUUUUAAAUAGUAAGUUUUUAAAUAAGGAUCUGAAGAUUCAAUUAAAAUAAUUAAAAAAUUUAAUAAGGAGAUGCAAAUGAGACUUUUUUAUUUUAGAAGAGACAAAUUAUAAAAGAGAUCAUUUAUUGCUACAUAUGUUGAAUUUAAUAGUAAUUUUAGUAUAGCAAGUGAUUAUCUUUCAAUAUUAGUUAUUUUUAAAGCUUGGUAAAAUUAUACAAAAUAAUUAAUUAAAAGAUCUAAAUUAGAAUAAGAAGAUUUUUCAGAUAAUUCUUCAUUUGGAUAAGAAAUAUAGUAAUUUAAUUUAUUUAUUAUAUUAGAGAUAUUGAUAUAUUUUCAAGAGUAGAUGAAGAAGAAGAAUAAAGUAAAGAAAAUUUAACUAGAAAGAUUCCAUCAAAUCCUAUUAAAUCUAAUUAAUGUUUAACAUUUGAAAGUGAUCAUAACCUCAAUUUUAAAUAAUUGGAUUUACCUGUUUAUAAUGAUAAUGAACAUUAUUUAACACCAAAAAGAGAUGUUUCUAAAAUGACUUCAAAUCUGCUUCAAUAAUUGCAGAAAAGAACUAUCAUAAAACCUAAAAAAGAAUCAAAUACUCCAUCCUCUAUUAUUAAAUAGUCUACUAAAAUGGUCAGAUAUCCAGCAGAUAUAAUAUUCAAUUAAUAAAACCAUCAAAAAAAUUAAAGCAAUCUCAACUAAAGUGCGAAUAACUCUUUUAGAUCUUUUAUAUCGCAUACUGAAUCAUCAUUAUCUUCAAUUGAUGGAAUACCUGGAAUGAUAAUCUGA